UGAUCAACGUUUCAUCGAAAACACAUCGCCAGCCUUGCUCCAAAGGCCUCAAGGCCCGUAGUGGGGGGCAUUCCGACGUAUCGGCAAUGGGUAUCCCCGGGAAAUUCGGCGCCUCGGUUGUUGUGCCACCAGACCGGCGGGUGGCACAAGGCCGGGCUGAUUUCCGGUUCACGGCGUCGAUUGCCGGCACCAUGAGCGAGCCCACCACAGCCCCCUAGUAUUUGCUGCCCGUGUUGUGCAGGGGCUCGAGUCUCGGGAUCAGCCUAUUCCGCUGCGGGGACAGAGAGGCCAACAGCCUGGUUGCCUGCAGUGAUUCCACAAUUUUCUCGUGACCCACAGAACACAUAAACCCGGCUCUUUCGAGAGCGAGGUAGCGUCCUCAUCGGUACUCGGGUGGUAGAGGUGGUUUCGAUUCCACAAUGUAUCUUCGAAGUGUGGCGUUGGCAAGUGCCGACGGUCGUUUGCGUGGUGUGCAGCGCGAGGUAUCGAGGAGGGAAGCGCGGCACCUCAGCGGAGCCCGACGAGGACGGGCAGCGGAAGUGGGAUUAUGGAAAGAUCACUCCGUCUCAGAUCCGUUCUCGUCUCCCACUAGGCAUGGCGGAAGACAGAGCAUGACCAUACCUAGCCGCCACUGUCGCCAUCUCAACAAGACGCAGACGGUGGCGGCGGCACUAAAACACAUCGAGUCGUUGGGGGCGCACAGCACCAUCGGAGUCAUGCAAGAGCCCACGCUGGCUGCAUGA
This is a messenger RNA of Gaeumannomyces tritici R3-111a-1, 743 nucleotides long. RefSeq lists its product as hypothetical. The record is from RefSeq and is a predicted model, not a curated record. Bases 420 to 743 code for a protein of 107 amino acids. NCBI's taxonomy places the organism in Eukaryota, Fungi, Ascomycota, Sordariomycetes, Magnaporthales, Magnaporthaceae. The transcript has 2 exons.